Daucus carota subsp. sativus is the source of this 1843-nucleotide messenger RNA. Its product is annotated as probable arabinosyltransferase ARAD1. The transcript has 2 exons. The record is from RefSeq and is a predicted model, not a curated record. Gene Ontology annotation, molecular function: glycosyltransferase activity. Bases 308 to 1771 code for a protein of 487 amino acids. Lineage: Eukaryota; Viridiplantae; Streptophyta; Magnoliopsida; Apiales; Apiaceae.
UUCACUUACUUGGCUUUUACUUCUACGUGCCCUUUGUCUUGUGGCUUUGUUACACAUACAUGCAUGCAGUGUUCAUAGAAUUACAGCUAGUUUCUUGCUAUCAACAUUCAAUUUUAUGUCAUGUUAAAACAUUGAUUUUCGUCUGUAACUCGGGGUUUUGUUUCACAAGAUUCAAAUUAUGUAGAUGAAAAGAGAGCUCAUUUUCAGCAUGUGAUCUUUCUGUGGCAACUGUAACUUUGGCUUGAGUUCUUUGUUGUUAAUUAUUUGUUACUGGAAGGUGAUGUCGAAGAAGAGAUAAUUAAGUACAAUGGGGGAAAGAAAUGCAGCCCACAUUGGGUUUCUUUCACAGAAAUUCAUGUUCUGUUUGUUUACUUUUGUAUCAGUCUUGUUCAUAUUUUCGUGGCUCUUCCUGUUGCGUUCCACUGCUCGUCCUCGCUCUGUUGAUCGCUCUGUUUUUUCCAAUUCAAAUCUUUUUUCGGUGUUUAGCGAUAGGAGCUCUAAGCCCGGGACUCCAACUGAUACCAAACAUGAGAGCGGUACAUUGAGAAUCAGGGAUUCAUCUCGAAAGAGAAACUUCAGUAGUUGUGAGACGAUACUUAAAGUUUUCAUGUAUGAUUUACCCCCUGAGUUCCAUUUUGCCCUCAUAGGAUGGAAGCCUGAGGGAAAUAGUAUUUGGCCAGAUAUUCGAACCAAAAUUCCUCCAUACCCUGGUGGACUGAAUCUGCAACACAGUAUAGAAUAUUGGCUCACACUUGAUCUCCUCUCCUCUGAGUUUGCUGACGAUUUGGAGGGUCGUAAUGCUGUCAGAGUUUAUGAUUCGAGUGAAGCUGAUGUUAUAUUUGUUCCAUUCUUUUCUUGCAUAAGCUAUAACCGGUUUUCAAGGCUAAAGCCUCAUCAGAAGGGAAGCAUAAACAAACUCCUCCAAGAGAAACUAGUAAAGUUCUUGACAGCUCAAGAGGAGUGGAAGAAGUCAGGGGGCAGAGACCAUAUAAUUAUUGCUCACCAUCCAAAUAGCCUUUUGGAUGCAAGGAAUCAGCUUUGGCCUGCUAUGUUCAUUCUUUCUGAUUUCGGGAGGUAUCCCCCUGGCAUAGCCAAUGUUGAAAAAGAUGUUAUAGCACCUUACAAACAUGUUAUCAGAAACUAUGGCAAUGAUACUUCUGAUUUUGAUAGCCGCCCAAUUUUGCUCUAUUUCCAGGGGGCCAUAUAUAGAAAAGAUGGAGGAACUGCGCGGCAGGAGCUAUUUUACCUUCUAAGGGAAGAAAAAGAUGUGCAUUUCAAGUUUGGAAGUGUUCAAAAGGAUGGCGUGAGUAAUGCUUCAGCAGGGAUGCAUUCGUCGAAAUUCUGCCUCAACAUAGCCGGUGACACUCCCUCAUCAAACCGUCUGUUCGAUGCCAUUGCAAGCCACUGUGUUCCCGUUAUCAUCAGUGAUGAAAUCGAGCUCCCUUACGAAGACAUUCUGGACUAUUCAGAGUUCUGUGUAUUUGUCCGCACUGCAGACGCUGUCAGAGAAAAUUUCCUCAUGAAUCUAAUCAGGAACAUUGGGAAAGACGAGUGGACCAGAAUGUGGGCAAAGCUGAAGGAGAUUGAGAAUAUGUUCGAGUAUCGAUAUCCUUCCAAAGACGAUGAUGCUGUUCAAAUGAUAUGGAAAGCCGUGGCUCGCAAAGUCCCCUCAAUAAAAAUGAAGGUACAUCAGUCUAACCGCUUCUCACGUUUCGAACCUCACAAGGCCAAACCAAUUCCAUCUAGUCUCUUGCCAAGAAAUUUUCAGUAAAUCCCGAAAGUUGUAAUGAAUAGUUAGAGAUUUCAGAGGAAGAGAAACGAAAAAUAUGAAGAAAAAACUGUA